AUGUGUACAGACCAGACCACCUCACCUCACCUUACCUCCAGUGAGCAGGAGCGAGGGGAGCAGCAGCAGCAGGAAGGGGAGAAACAGUGGCACGCAUGUACUGCAAGUCGAGUCCCACCUCCAACGACACGUACCGCUACCUCGGCUGACCAUGUGUCUCACGCAAGACAGCAAGUAGUCGGAACCUCGCAUGUCCACCCGACCCGACCAGAAAAGCCAACGAGGGACAAAGUCCAGCCCAGCUGCGCAGUGGCAGCGGAAGCGGCAGCUCCAGCAGCAGGCCGACCUCACACAUCACACAUCCAAUCCAAUGGCACCCGACACAAUAUCGUCUUCUUCCUUCUACCUUAG
This is a messenger RNA of Colletotrichum paranaense, 351 nucleotides long. RefSeq lists its product as uncharacterized. The transcript has a single exon. Lineage: Eukaryota; Fungi; Ascomycota; Sordariomycetes; Glomerellales; Glomerellaceae. The record is from RefSeq and is a predicted model, not a curated record. Bases 1 to 351 code for a protein of 116 amino acids.